Molecule: messenger RNA, 479 nt
Organism: Myripristis murdjan (pinecone soldierfish)
Lineage: Eukaryota; Metazoa; Chordata; Actinopteri; Holocentriformes; Holocentridae
Product: lysozyme C II
Exons: 4
Coding region: 1-435 (144 amino acids)
Molecular function (GO): lysozyme activity
Source: RefSeq, a predicted model, not a curated record
AUGAGGUCCCUGGUGUUUCUUCUGCUUGUGGCAGUGGCGAGUGCCAGGGUGUACACUCGUUGCGAGUGGGCCAGGGUGCUGAAGGCGAAUGGAAUGGAUGGCUACCACGGUUAUAGCCUGGCCAACUGGGUGUGCCUUUCUAAGUGGGAGUCAGACUACAAUACCGGGGCUACCCAUUACAAUUCAGAUGGCUCCACUGACUAUGGCAUCUUCCAGAUCAACAGUCGGUACUGGUGUGAAGACUACAAAACCCCAGGGGGCAAGAACGUCUGUGGCAUCCAGUGUAGUGAACUUCUGACUGAUAAUGUCAAAGUAGCCAUCCGCUGUGCCAAACGUGUGGUUCAGGAUCCCAAUGGCAUCAGGGCAUGGGUUGCUUGGCGCCUUCAUUGUGAGGGCCGUGACCUGAACUCCUAUGUGGCAGGAUGUGGGGUUUAAAACUUGAAACCAUCAGGACAAAAAUAACAUCCACACCAUGGUGG